UUAUAGAUCAAUUCAUUAAUUCUCUAUAGACAUUCAAAGCAGGAAGCAUUUUUGCUACAUGAUCGCUCAUAGAGAGUAAGAGAAUUAAUAUACAAUAAUUAUCAAAGUACAAGUAGAAGAAUUCGUCCCGAAGUAGACCUAGUGGGGUAGCUUUGAAAAAAUGGUGAUACGAGAGAAACGUGCGGAGUUUGGUUCGAUAAGUGUUAUAUGGAAGGACUUCGACAUGAUGUCGGCUCAGUUAAAUUUCAUUUUUCUCAGUUGUUUAGCGACAUUGUUGGUUAACUGUGUCGCUCAAGAUAUUUUAGGAUGUGGCGGAUUUUUGAAGAGCCAUGCCGAUAUCGAUUUUACAAAGGUGUAUGUCAAACUAUACACAAAAACUGGCAGUUUGAAAGAUCAGACAGAAUGUGCACCUAACAACGGCUAUUACUUUCUUCCUCUCUAUGACAAAGGGGAGUACAUAUUAAAAGUAGAUCCUCCUAGAGGUUGGAGCUUUGAGCCUACAGAAGUAGCAUUAAAUGUAGAUGGUGUCACGGAUGAUUGUAGUCAAGGAAAAGAUGUUAACUUUACAUUCAAAGGAUUCGGUAUUACAGGACGUGUAAUUAGUUUAGGUACUGAUUUUGGCCCUAAAGGAAUUACUAUCUCCUUAUACAUGGACAGUAAUAAGCAAGUACCAGUUAGAUCAACAGUCACAACAGAUGGUGGCAUAUUUUACUUUACUCCCAUUCAGCCUGGAAAGUAUGUUCUCGUUGCAUCUCACCCAAAAUGGAUAAUAAGUAAAAGUACAGUUGAAGUGACUGUACAAGAAGGAAAUACUGAAGUCCUAGAUGGUAGUCUAGUAGUGUCUGGAUAUGAUGUCAGUGGCAAAGUUACCAGCGAGAAUGAGCCAGUGAUUGGUGUAUCCUUCAUCCUUUUUGGUAAAGGCGUUGUAAGCAAUUGCGAUACAACACCUGUGAGCAAGGACUUCGAGAACAAGAAGCCGCUUUGUCACGCCACCUCAGACCACAGCGGGAGAUUUGUGUUUCCCAGCUUGUCACCGGGCGAAUACAAGCUCAUACCCCAUUACGCCGGUGCCCAGACGAAGUUCGAUGUUCAGCCGCAGGAACUAUCGUUCAAAGUCAGCCACAGCAGUAUUGUUCUCGCGCAGGACUUCAAGGUAACCGGCUUCACGGUCAGCGGGCUUGUCCUUAGCUUUACGAACGGAAGCCCCCUGCCAGGAGCGGAAAUAUUCUUGUCGCAAAAGAAAGUCGCGGUCACAGACAAGAACGGAAAAUAUGUAUUGGAUAAUAUGAAAGCCGGCCAAUAUACGCUCAGAGCAGAAUCUGCAAACGUGCAAUUCAGUGAAAAGACCGUAAGGAUAUCUCCGAGCUCGCCCGAAUUCCCGGUGUUGGUACCUUCGGCGUAUAAAGUGUCGGGCAAAGUAAUGCUGUCGGCGAAGGGAACGCUACACUUCCGCAAACUGUCCAUUCAGAACACCGUCGGCACAUUUUACAAGGAACUCGACACUAACGAGAAGACUGGAGAAUUUUCGGUGUACCUUGCACCGGAUAAGUAUCAACUGAGCGUUAUUGUAAGCACAGAGGAAAAGGCCAAGGGCUUGCAAUUCUUCCCGCUGCAGCAGACGAUUGACGUGACGUCCCAACCGAUCACCAAUGUCAACUUUUUGCAACUGAAAGCUACGUUAAUGGGCACGGUGAAUUGCUUGCAAGGAACAGAUUGCAGUCAAGCCUCUGUCACUUUAAAGAUACUGAACGGAGUAAUGAUAAAAACGAUGCAAGCGAAAGUCGUUUUCCAUUACGCAGACGGCCAGUACCAAUUCACGGACGUGUUGCCUGGUCAUUACGAAGUGCUGAUCGACAACGACGUGUUCUGCUGGGAAAACCCGAGUUAUAUGGUCUCGGUAACGUCGGAACGUGCCGAGGUGCCGUCGUUCAAGCAAACUGGUUUCUCUAUUACUUUCAUAUCUUCUCACGACACAGCCGUGGAGUACUCUGAGCCCAACAGCACGAAACUGAUAACUUUGGCAUUGAACAAAGGCAGCACGAGACAUUGUGUGCCGAAAUCAGGAACAUAUACUUUCGUCCCGAAGGGCUGCCACAUGUACGACAAGACCUCUUAUACGUGGGAUACGAACGAUCUCUCGCCAAUUUUGCUGCACUCCACCGAGCACACUCACAGAGGCAGUAUCAUAACUUCGACUGCGCAGAACGAUCUCAAGAUCAAAAUCGAAGACGCAAACAAUAUCACCACCAAGAUUGAAUCAUCGAAGCAUGUGACGAAAGACGGCAUGUACAAAUAUGAGUUUGAGUUUAAGGCGAAAACAGACAAUAUGUAUACUAUCACUCCUCUGUCGGACAUUUUGUUGUUCAAUCCGCCGUCUUUAAAAGUCAUUGGCGUGAACGAGUGUCAUGAUGACAUCGCGAGUUUCGUCGGCGAUUUAGGAAAGAUUAUAGCAGGAGAAAUCGUGCCACCUUUGGAAGGUGUGACGAUACAGAUCUUCGGUAAGGAUAAGGAGUUGCCGAUUCACACAUUAGUUACGGAAAAGAACGGUGUUUACAGCGUCGGACCUCUGGACGGGAAGAUCGAAUAUAGUGUUACAGCUGAAAAGGAGGGUUUCGUGAUCACCGAGACCGAUAAGAAAGGAGUGUUCUGGGCACACAAAUUAGCCGAGAUUAUUGUUGAAGUUUCCGACCGCGCUGAUAGUUCCUUGUUACAGGGUGUGCUGCUUUCUUUGUCUGGCGGCCAAAGUUACCGCAAGAACAGUAUAACCGGCGAGGGCGGCAAAUUUGUGUUCAACUCGCUAUCUCCGGGCGAGUACUAUCUUCGGCCGAUGAUGAAGGAGUAUCGCUUCGAUCCACCGUCAAAGAUAAUCAACGUUGAAGAGGGAGAAACCGUGAAAGUGUACUUGUUCGGUAACAGAGUUGCAUACAGCGCUUACGGUUCUGUGACUUCCUUAAACGGAGAACCUGAAGUAGGUGUGUUGGUCGAGGUUCAGGGUCAAGGGGACUGCUCCAAUCUGCAGGAGGAAGCCACGACCGAAGAGAACGGUAAUUUCCGGAUCCGCGGUCUUCAACCCACGUGUACCUACGUAUUUCGUCUGAAACCAAACGUGGAGGUCAACGCACACAUAAAGCGCACGAGUCCUAGUUCACAGUUGGUGCAGCCGGUGAGCGAUGUUCAUGAUCUGCGUCUGAUUGCCUUCCAUCCGAUCUCACGCACAGACGUCGCGGUGCACGUAACGUCCGCCCAGCCAGAGCACUAUCGCACGAUCAAAGUGAAGCUCUGUACGGACGACGCGCCUGAUUCUCCGAUACAUAUUUCUAAGCUGGACGCGCAGCAGACCGGCAAGAUUGCUAGCAGCUACAAUGCCGGUUUCCUCGUUCACUUUCCGCCGCUCCAGACCGAUAGCCGCAGGUACUUUGUACAGCUGGAGUCCUCUUUGUCGCAAUCUGUACACAAAUACUACACCGCGCCGGUGUACUUCGAGGCGAACUCGUCAUUCAAGUACGUGAAGUUGGCGUUCAAUGCGGAGCGCAAGGUCGACCAAGCCGACAUGAAUCAGACGUCGGUGGUCGCGCUGCCGUUCAUCGCAUUAGUUGCGCUAGCGUUUUUCAAUCGCGAGACCCUGUGGACCUGGCUGAACGCGCUAGUCGACAAGCGCUCCAAGCCCGCGCCGAGCUCGAGAGCGCCCGUUCAAGCCAUCCCCAUCGACCCUAGAGCGGACGACAUUAUAGUUGAGCAAAUAAUGAACAUUAACAAAAGAAAGACAAAGCCGCGAAAGGCAUAAAUUGUGUUGUGUCACUCAACACUGUCAGCGACGAUCGUUUUCUUUGCAUAUUAAACAUCAUACGCUGUGAUCUUGAACGAAAAAGAUUAACGCCAAGAUUUCGUACAGAGAGAAAUCUUACGCUGGUUGGUAUGUUUUAUAUGCCUAAUCGCCACGAUAUAUUUGUCAUAGCGAUUGCAUGCAACGUCAUCAAGACGAUCGUCGUCUCGAUAUACUUAGUGUACUCCGAACUGUUAUACGUGGAUAUUUAUACCUGGAUUGUACAGAUUUACAUCGCGGGAUCGCAUCGCGUUCCGCUAUAUAGACAUGGUUGUCUUUUGUGGAAUUGAUUUGUUAGUACCUAGGAACCUUGUUAACGUGUGAUAUUUUAACACGAGACUUCAUGACGUAACGUGAAACGCAAGUUUAAUGCGCAAUAUGUCCACGAUCAAAAUGAUCGUUUGAUACGUAAGUCGUUACGAUUUUCGGAUUAUUUAAAGUAAGAUGUAUAUACGAAGAAAUUGCUGUAUUGUAUAAUAUUCAUGAGCCUCUGUUAUUAAAGAUUCUUACUUUCAAGUGAUCGCUUCGAUACUCACUUUGCGAGAGCGAACAUUCUUAUCCUAUUUGACGGCUAACUUAAAAACAAGAAUUGUAGGACAUACGUAUCAUGAUUGUCAAGUGCUUUAUUUUCUCAACGGAGAUUUAUAAAUGAUAUUCGAAGCUCUUACUAAUGCUGUGCACAUCGUCGGCAUUUCAGAUGACGAAGUACGCCUGGAAAAAUAAUGCGAACAAGACAUUAAAUGCAACAAAAUCUUUCUGCAACAUAAAGAGUCGUUAUGCAUAAUAUUCUAAAUUGAAUCCGUAUCACGAAAUGCUCAUUCAAAAUUUGCUUUUAACAUACCACAGGAUUCGCCUUGUGCAAGCACUUGUUCAAGUUGUAAGCUUUUUCGCAAUUAUCGCUUCCUUCUGAAAACCAAACCGAGAAGAUCAUGCUAUCAGACGUUAAUUCGAAAGAUGCACAAUCGACGAAAUAGUGAAGAUACAUUAUUGUUAUUGUAGGCUACUUGCCUAUGUUAAGACACUCCUCGAACAUGUCAUUUGCGAUCUUCUUAUAAGGCGUCGGUAUCAUCUUCAGCAAGAGCUUGAAGUUGAUUUUGCCGUCUUUCUUCAUCUGGAAAGAGGAAAGUCAGAGUUUCGGCGAUCUGUAAUUGUUACUACGUCUAUCUUUGUAACUUUGUUUCGUUUACCAGUCCCGCCUUCUCUACUACGCAUUUGAAGUAACAAGCCAGAUUAUUAUUGUCUGGAAAUUCACCUAGUUCCGCUUGCUCUAGCAUACCUGUGAUUAGAAUCAAAUGAUUAAUGGAUUCAUUACUAACUAUAGAAUAUGGCAUAUGAAAUAAUACAAGCGGCUAUUUUUUA
This is a messenger RNA of Odontomachus brunneus, 5182 nucleotides long. Its product is annotated as nodal modulator 3. Bases 161 to 3784 code for a protein of 1207 amino acids. Gene Ontology annotation, molecular function: carbohydrate binding. Lineage: Eukaryota; Metazoa; Arthropoda; Insecta; Hymenoptera; Formicidae. The transcript has 15 exons. The record is from RefSeq and is a predicted model, not a curated record. Gene Ontology annotation, cellular component: endoplasmic reticulum membrane.